Haemonchus placei is the source of this 246-nucleotide messenger RNA. Lineage: Eukaryota; Metazoa; Nematoda; Chromadorea; Rhabditida; Trichostrongylidae. The record is from the annotation of a GenBank genome assembly.
AUGCCACCUCAACCGGGACCGUUCGGCCAACAACCGAAUCCGUUUGCUCCACAGGCUGCUCUCUUCUACGGCCAACAACCGCAGUUUAGCCAGGCGGCUGCCGAUUCACGUCGUGGUAGUCACGGAACAACAAGUUCAAGUUCGGCGGGCAGCCAUACUGGCACGCCGUCUCCGCAUCAUGGCCCGCAACCGCCGCCGCCAUCGCCGGCCACGGCCUAUCACUUAUUUCGAUUCGGCAACUGGUAA